This is a messenger RNA of Closterium sp. Naga37s-1, 2490 nucleotides long. NCBI's taxonomy places the organism in Eukaryota, Viridiplantae, Streptophyta, Zygnematophyceae, Desmidiales, Closteriaceae. The record is from the annotation of a GenBank genome assembly.
AUGCAGGGGUGGACACACAUGCACGGCGGACGGGGGGACAGCAAUUGGGGGAAGGGGGAGGGGGGCGUCGGGGAGCCGAGCGGAGAGCCCACAGGAGCAGAGCAGCAACAACCUCCUGCAGCUUCCCACGCAUUGCCUCAUGCCACCUGCGCGCCCCCUCACCCACCUGCGCGCCCCCCACCCACCUGCGCGCCCCCCACCCACCUGCGCGCCCCUCACCCACCUGCGCGCCCCUCACCCACCUGCGCGCCCCACACCCACCUGCGCGCCCCUCACCCACCUGCGCGCCCCCCACCCACCUGCGCGCCCCUCACCCACCUGCGCGCCCCCCACCCACCUGCGCGCCCCUCACCCACCUGCGCGCCCCCCACCCACCUGCGCGCCCCCCACCCACCUGCGCGCCCCUCACCCACCUGCGCGCCCACCCCCUGCGCCCCUCACCCACCUGCGCGCCCUCACCCACCUGCGCGCCACCCACCCACCUGCGCGCCCCUCACCCACCUGCGCGCCCCCCACCCACCUGCGCGCGCACCUCACCCACCUGCGCGCCCCCCCACCCACCUGCGCGCCCUCACCCACCUGCGCGCCCCCCACCCACCUGCGCUGCCUCACCACCUGCAGCCCCCAACCCUGCGCGCACCCCUCACCCACCUGCGCGCCCCUCACACCACCUGCGCGCCCCCUCACCCACCUGCGCGCGCACCCUCACCCACCUGCGCGCCCCCCACCCACCUGCGCGCCCCUCACCCACACUGCGCGCCCCCCACCCACCUGCGCGCCCCCCCACCCACCUGCGCGCCCCUCACCCACCUGCGCGCCCCCCACCCACCUGCGCGCCCCUCACCCACCUGCGCGCGCCCUCACCCACCGGCGCGCCCCCCACCCACCUGCGCGCCCCUCACCCACCUGCGCGCCCCCCCCCACCUGCGCGCCCCUCACCCACCUGCGCGCCCCCCACCCACCUGCGCGCCCCCCACCCACCUGCGCGCCCCUCACCCACCUGCGCGCCCCUCACCCACCUGCGCGCCCCUCACCCACCUGCGCGCCCCUCACCCACCUGCGCGCCCCCCCACCCACCUGCGCGCCCCUCACCCACCUGCGCGCCCCUCACCCACCUGCGCGCCCCCCACCCACCUGCGCGCCCCUCACCCACCUGCGCGCCCCCCACCCACCUGCGCGCCCCCCACCCACCUGCGCGCCCCUUACCCACCUGCGCGCCCCUCACCCACCUGCGCGCCCCCCACCCACCUGCGCGCCCCUCACCCACCUGCGCGCCCCCCACCCACCUGCGCGCCCCCCACCCACCUGCGCGCCCCUCACCCACCUGCGCGCCCCUCACCCACCUGCGCGCCCCUCACCCACCUGCGCGCCCCCCACCCACCUGCGCGCCCCUCACCCACCUGCGCGCCCCCCACCCACCUGCGCGCCCCCCCACCCACCUGCGCGCCCCCCACCCACCUGCGCGCCCCUCACCCACCUGCGCGCCCCCCACCCACCUGCGCGCCCCCCACCCACCUGCGCGCCCCUCACCCACCUGCGCGCCCCCCACCCACCUGCGCGCCCCCCCACCCACCUGCGCGCCCCUCACCCACCUGCGUGCCCCCCACCCACCUGCGCGCCCCUCACCCACCUGCGCGCCCCCCACCCACCUGCGCGCCCCUGACCCACCUGCGCGCCCCCCACCCACCUGCGCGCCCCCCACCCACCUGCGCGCCCCUCACCCACCUGCGCGCCCCUCACCCACCUGCGCGCCCCCCACCCACCUGCGCGCCCCUCACCCACCUGCGCGCCCCCCACCCACCUGCGCGCCCCCCACCCACCUGCGCGCCCCUCACCCACCUGCGCGCCCCCCACCCACCUGCGCGCCCCUCACCCACCUGCGCGCCCCCCACCCACCUGCGCGCCCCUCACACCCACCUGCGCGCCCCUCACCCACCUGCGCGCCUGCGCGCCCCCCACCCACCUGCGCGCCCCUCACCCACCUGCGCGCCCCCCACCCACCUGCGCGCCCCUGACCCACCUGCGCGCCCCCCACCCACCUGCGCGCCCCUCACCCACCUGCGCGCCCCCCACCCACCUGCGCGCCCCUCACCCACCUGCGCGCCCCCACCCACCUGCGCGCCCCCCACCCACCUGCGCGCCCCUCACCCACCUGCGCGCCCCCCACCCACCUGCGCGCCCCCCACCCACCUGCGCGCCCCCCCACCCACCUGCGCGCCCCCCACCCACCUGCGCGCCCCCCACCCACCUGCGCGCCCCCCCACCCACCUGCGCGCCCCUGACCCACCUGCGCGCCCCCCACCCACCUGCGCGCCCCUCACCCACCUGCGCGCCCCCCACCCACCUGCGCGCCCCUCACCCACCUGCGCGCCCCCCACCCACCUGCGCGCCCCCCACCCACCUGCGCGCCCCCCACCCACCUGCGCGCCCCCCACCCACCUGCGCGCCCCCCACCCACCUGCGCGCCCCCCCCCACCUGCGCGCCCCUGA